Messenger RNA from Daphnia pulicaria, 1129 nucleotides. RefSeq names its product translin-associated protein X-like (gene Trax). Gene Ontology annotation, cellular component: cytoplasm; nucleus. The transcript is spliced from 3 exons. Gene Ontology annotation, molecular function: RNA binding; sequence-specific DNA binding; RNA endonuclease activity. The record is from RefSeq and is a predicted model, not a curated record. The coding region runs from base 190 to 981 and encodes 263 amino acids. Lineage: Eukaryota; Metazoa; Arthropoda; Branchiopoda; Diplostraca; Daphniidae.
UUUGAAUUGUUUGUCGUGUAUACCAUAAAAGACAAACUUGGCAACAGUAAGUAUAUGAAGCAGACGAACAGUUUUCGAAUUUUCAUGGUUUUUCUUGCUCGAAAGAGACUUAGAAUUGUUUUGUGAUCUCAAACUAAAGUGAAUCGAUUAGAAUUGCAUUAGGACUUUAAAGUCUUUUUAAAAUUAAAAAUGGAAACGGCACCGUCAAAAAUACAACCUUCGGUGGCAACACCUUUAAUUGAACCAGAAGAAUCAUUUGACCCCGAGAUUCAGGCUUUUUUUAGUGAUUGCUCAAAAAAAUUGGAUACGCACCACGAUCGUUAUGAACGUGUCGUUAAACUAAGCAGAGAUAUUACCAUUGAAAGCAAAAGAGUAAUUUUUUUGCUUCACCGAGUUCAAGAUGAGACAUCCAAAAUGAAGAUAUGUAAUGAAGCUGAAGUAAAGUUACAGGUUGUUAUCAACUCUUCAUGGAAUCGUUUGGCAAAAGAAUUGGUGGGACAGGAUCAUCAUCAUUAUGUUCGAGCUUACUCACCAGGUCUCCAAGAAUUCAUUGAGGCUAUAAGCUUCCUUCAGUUCCUCAGAGAUGGAAAUUUAAUUAAUCUUGAAGAAGUACAGAGUAGGCUAACCUACCCAGAAGAAUUGAAAGUUCCAGUACCAGUUUAUGAGUACUUACUUGGUAUUGCUGAUUUGACCGGCGAGCUCAUGCGUUUGUGCAUUAACGCUGUGGGUCGAGGAGAAACUCAACUUGUUUUCAACACUUGUAUGUCUUUACGAAAAAUCCACGAGGCAUUAUCAAGUCUAAACCUUGGAUUUCAGCGUGAGCUGAAACGCAAGUUGCAAGUUUCAAGACAAAGUUUGCAAAAAGUAGAAACUGCUUGUUACACUGUCCAAGUUAGAGGAAGUGAGAUUCCCAAAGAACUUUUGGCGGCCAAAGCGGUUUUAAGCGAUGACAAUCCAACAUGGAACGAAGAGUACGACUGAUACCAUAGGCGACAGCACGGUGGAACGUGGAAAAUCCGUGAUAUAUUUUUUUCUUGUUUGUCUCACAACAAAAUGUACGUUUUGAGCGUAUGGCUUCGUGUAUGAUUCGACUCAGAUCACUCAUCAAAUAUACUUGGUUUUCGUAAGA